Molecule: messenger RNA, 2175 nt
Organism: Aspergillus affinis
Lineage: Eukaryota; Fungi; Ascomycota; Eurotiomycetes; Eurotiales; Aspergillaceae
Exons: 1
Coding region: 1-2175 (724 amino acids)
Biological process (GO): regulation of DNA-templated transcription; DNA-templated transcription
Molecular function (GO): DNA binding; DNA-binding transcription factor activity, RNA polymerase II-specific; zinc ion binding
Source: RefSeq, a predicted model, not a curated record
AUGGACGCUGUAACGCGCCGCAAGCCCGCCGAUGACCCGGACGACUCGUCCGAGGCGCCUAACGUGAAACGCAGGAAAGUGCGCCGGGGAACUCGCAGCUGCUGGGAAUGCAAGCGGCGGAAGAUGAAGUGCGUCUUCGAGCGCCCGGAUGAUGCGAUCUGCAUUGGAUGUCACCGUCGGUGGUCGAAAUGCGUCAGCCAGGAGUUCCCGGAGGAAGCGUCGGCACCGUCCCUGGACAGCAACGACCGGCUGAGGGAGCGCCUUCGCUGCGUGGAGGCACGGCUGAGCCACGUUCUGACGCAAGUAGGGGCCCCAGACGCUGGCAUCCUUACGCCUGCGUCUCCCGAGUAUCAGCCGGCCGUCCCGUUGCGCGACGACACCCCAGGGACGUCAUCCGCGGCAACUAUUCGCCUCGAAAAGGGGAAAUAUGAUGGGUUGGCACGCACUCUCUGGGAGGCCUUACCCUCGCAGGACGACACUCGUCGAAUAGCCAAGGCGAGCGCUCACAACUCCGUGCCAGUUCAUGAAAUCCUGACUACACCGUAUGUGAUGCUCGAUCAGGAUGGCCUCCGACCCCAACGCCGCCUGAUGGAAAUACCGGGCCCGAAUGCCCAUCCGGUCCUGCUCGCCCGGCAUAUGCUCUAUCUCGCCAGCUUCCUGCAGCAUCUUCACCCCAGCCUCCACGAGGAAGUCAGUGGUCUCUCGGAACCGCCCAAACUCAUGAAGGAGCGCUUAGUGGAACUGGUCUCCAGUCUGGUGACGAGUAGCGACCGUUUCGUUGACUGUGUAGAAUUUCUCGAGUGUGUCAUGAUCGAGAGCCAAUACCAGGCGAAUUGCGGCUUGCUGCGAUGCAGCUGGAUGACCGCCCGAAGAGCCAUGGUGAUUGCGCAAGGGAUGGGCUUGCCCCGACCGACCGGCUGCUUGCAGUACAAAACUCUGACCCCGGACACCAAGACGGAUCCGCACUUCCUGUGGUUUCGUAUCGUUUUCUAUGAUCGCCAAAUGUGCCUGCUUCUAGGUCUGCCGCAGGGAACGCUUGAUCGGAGUAUGGCGGACGAGGCGACUCUUGCCGGCGAGUCACCGGGAGGCCGCCUCGAGCGCCUCCACUGUGUGAUUGCCUCCCGGGUUCUGGAACGUAAUGAGUCGAGCUUUGGGUGUUGGGACUACGCGCUGACACAGGCGCUCGAGCAAGAUCUGCGAAGUGCCGCACAGGGGAUGCCCAGUCGAUGGUGGCUGAUGCCCCACCUUCGCAGUGAAAAGAAUGACCCCCAAGAAUUAUUCUGGGAAAUGCGCCGCCUGUCGGAGCAAUUGUGUCACUAUAACCUGCUUAACCAGCUUCAUCUUCCCUACAUGCUGCAUCGCUCGAUCGAAUGUCAGCAUGAGCACUCGAGGAUCGUAUGCGUGAAUGCCUCGCGAGAGGUCUUGUCUCGUUUCAUUAUGCUACACCGCUGGAACCGUGGCGCCUUCAGCUGUCGGACUAUGGACUUCACCGCUGUAAUGGCCGCCAUCACCCUGCUGCUGGCGCAUCUCGCCAGUCGUCGCUCUCCAGAAAAGGGUAAUUUUCUGAAUAUCCAAUACCCAGGCGACCGCGCCAUAAUUGAACAGGCACAAGACAAUAUGGAGGACCUGAACCGCAUAAGCAGAGAUCCUCUGAACGCCAGGAGUGCGGCCUUACUUCGCCGCUUGCUAGCGAUCGACACACAAGCGGCCGAAGGAAACCCCCGGAGCGCCCAUAGUGUCAGUGUUCAGGCGCCAGACACCGAUCUCGCGCCGGUCGAUGAGUCUGCUAGCGGCGAUAAAAGUGUGUAUAUCCCGUACUUUGGCGUGGUUAAAGCCGUCGUUGAAGCCCAGUCAUGCGAUCAGGACACCACAGCGCGAGCCACGAGCCCAGAAAAUAGUGGAGGCCAGCAGCCUGCGGAAGGGAUACGACCGGUAUUGAAUGAAGGAGCGAUGUCACAUUCGGUCACCCCAGGACUUCCAGCCUCAUCGCUAUGGCCGAGUAGUGUCAACGGCAUAACUACCUUUGCGCCACUGUUCCCCGAAGUCUUUUCUGCUGAAUCGCUGCAAAUACCUGAUCCCGAGGAGACGAGUGGCUUUGAGGAAACCUCGUGGCAAGAUGUAGACUUAACCUUUUUAAACGACUUUUUGACCGGCGUUGGCCAGGGUGAGGAAUAA